This is a messenger RNA of Manis javanica (Malayan pangolin), 8015 nucleotides long. RefSeq names its product LDL receptor related protein 4 (gene LRP4). The record is from RefSeq and is a predicted model, not a curated record. Gene Ontology annotation, molecular function: protein binding; calcium ion binding. Gene Ontology annotation, cellular component: plasma membrane; signaling receptor complex. NCBI's taxonomy places the organism in Eukaryota, Metazoa, Chordata, Mammalia, Pholidota, Manidae.
GACACCCUCCCCCGGUCCCCUGGUGGGGAGGCUCUGGCUCCUGCAGUACUGGAGGCAGCAGCGGCUGGAGAGCGACUUGCGGCGCGUGCCCGCCUCCACUGACCGGGACGCUUCCCUUCGGGGAUCUUCGGCCGACUCCCUCAGCCGCAGCGUCCUGCCGAAGCCCAGCGGCGGGACCCCGCGGGACCCCAGGCCAUCAGGGAGCGCCGGCGACGGCCGCAGCACCAUGAGGCGGCCCUGGGGCGCGCUGCUGCUUGGCGUCCUGCUCUGCGCACACGGCCUAGCUGGCAGCCCCGAGUGUACUUGUGGUCGGAGCCACUUCACGUGUGCAGUGAGUGCCCUCGGCGAGUGUACCUGUAUCCCCUCCCAGUGGCAAUGUGAUGGAGACAACGACUGCGGGGACCACAGCGAUGAGGAUGGAUGUAUGCUGCCCACCUGCUCCCCUCUUGACUUUCACUGUGACAAUGGCAAGUGCAUCCGCCGCUCCUGGGUGUGUGAUGGGGACAACGACUGCGAGGAUGACUCAGAUGAACAGGAUUGCCCCCCCCGGGAGUGUGAGGAGGAUGAAUUCCCCUGCCAGAACGGCUACUGCAUCCGGAGCCUGUGGCACUGCGAUGGUGACAAUGACUGUGGUGACAACAGCGACGAGCAGUGUGAUAUGCGCAAGUGCUCUGACAAGGAAUUCCGCUGCAGUGAUGGAAGUUGUAUUGCUGAGCACUGGUACUGCGAUGGUGACACCGACUGCAAAGAUGGCUCUGACGAGGAAAGCUGUCCCUCAGCAGUGCCAGCUCCCCCCUGCAACCUGGAGGAGUUCCAGUGUGCCUACGGCCGUUGCAUCCUUGAUAUCUACCACUGUGAUGGCGAUGAUGACUGCGGAGACUGGUCGGACGAGUCUGACUGCUCCUCCCACCAGCCCUGCCGCUCUGGGGAGUUCAUGUGUGACAGUGGCCUGUGCAUCAAUGCAGGCUGGCACUGUGAUGGUGAUGCAGACUGUGAUGACCAAUCUGAUGAGCGCAACUGCACCACCUCAAUGUGUACAGCAGAACAGUUCCGUUGUCGGUCAGGCCGCUGUAUCCGCCUGUCAUGGCGCUGUGAUGGGGAGAACGACUGUGCAGACAACAGCGAUGAAGAGAACUGUGAGAACACAGGAAAUCCCCAGUGUGCCCUUGACCAAUUCCUGUGUUGGAAUGGGCGCUGCAUUGGGCAAAGGAAGCUGUGCAAUGGGGUCAAUGACUGUGGUGACAGCAGUGAUGAAAACCCACAGCAGAACUGCCGACCCUGGAUGGGUGAGGAGAACUGCAAUGUGAACAACGGUGGCUGCACCCAGAAGUGCCAGAUGGUACGGGGGACAGUGCAGUGUACCUGCCACACAGGCUACCGACUCACAGAGGAUGGGCAUAUGUGCCAUGAUGUGAAUGAAUGUGCUGAGGAGGGGUAUUGCAGUCAGGGCUGUACCAACACCGAAGGGGCUUUCCAGUGCUGGUGUGAAGCAGGCUAUGAACUCCGGCCCGACCGGCGCAGCUGCAAGGCUCUGGGGCCGGAGCCUGUGCUACUGUUUGCCAAUCGCAUCGACAUCCGGCAGGUGCUGCCGCACCGCUCUGAGUACACACUGCUGCUCAACAACCUGGAGAACGCCAUUGCCCUUGAUUUCCACCACCAGCGCAAGCUUGUCUUCUGGUCAGAUGUCACCUUGGACCGUAUCCUCCGUGCCAACCUCAAUGGCAGUAGCGUAGAGGAGGUUGUGUCUACAGGGCUCGAGAGCCCAGGGGGCCUGGCUGUGGAUUGGGUCCAUGACAAACUCUACUGGACCGACUCAGGGACAUCAAGGAUUGAGGUGGCCAACCUGGAUGGAGGUCACCGGAAGGUGCUGCUAUGGCAGAACCUCGAGAAGCCCCGAGCCAUUGCCUUGCACCCCAUGGAGGGUACUAUUUAUUGGACAGACUGGGGCAACACUCCCCGCAUCGAGGCCUCCAGCAUGGAUGGCUCUAGACGCCGCAUCAUCGCUGAUACACAUCUCUUCUGGCCCAAUGGCCUUACCAUUGACUAUGCCGGGCGUCGUAUGUACUGGGUGGAUGCUAAGCACCAUGUCAUUGAGAGGGCCAAUCUGGAUGGGAGUCACCGCAAGGCUGUCAUUAGCCAAGGCCUCCCACAUCCUUUUGCCAUCACAGUGUUUGAAGAUAGCUUAUACUGGACAGACUGGCAUACCAAGAGCAUCAAUAGUGCUAACAAAUUUACUGGCAAGAACCAGGAGAUCAUUCGCAACAAACUCCACUUCCCCAUGGACAUCCAUACCUUGCACCCCCAACGCCAGCCUACAGGAAAAAACCACUGUGGGGACAACAAUGGAGGCUGCACCCACCUGUGUCUGCCCAGUGGCCAGAACUACACCUGUGCCUGUCCCACUGGCUUCCGCAAGAUCAGCAGCCACGCCUGUGCUCAGAGUCUUGACAAGUUCCUGCUUUUUGCCCGAAGGAUGGACAUCCGUCGGAUCAGCUUCGACACAGAAGACCUGUCUGACGAUGUCAUCCCACUGGCUGACGUGCGCAGUGCUGUGGCCCUUGACUGGGACUCCCGGGAUGACUACAUGUACUGGACAGAUGUCAGCACUGACACCAUCAGCAGGGCCAAGUGGGAUGGAACAGGACAGGAGGUGGUAGUGGAUACCAGUUUGGAGAGCCCAGCAGGCUUGGCCAUUGAUUGGGUCACCAACAAGCUGUAUUGGACAGAUGCAGGUACAGACCGGAUUGAAGUGGCCAACACAGAUGGCAGCAUGAGGACAGUACUCCUCUGGGAAAACCUUGAUCGUCCCCGGGACAUUGUGGUGGAACCCAUGGGCGGGUACAUGUAUUGGACUGACUGGGGUGCAAGCCCCAAGAUUGAACGAGCUGGUAUGGAUGCCUCGGGUCGCCAGAUCAUCAUCUCUUCCAAUCUGACCUGGCCUAAUGGAUUAGCUAUUGACUACGGGUCCCAGAGGCUUUACUGGGCUGAUGCUGGCAUGAAGACAAUUGAAUUUGCUGGGCUGGAUGGCAGCAAGAGGAAGGUGCUGAUUGGAAGCCAGCUACCUCACCCAUUUGGGCUAACCCUGUAUGGAGAGCGCAUCUAUUGGACUGACUGGCAGACCAAAAGUAUACAGAGUGCUGACCGGCUGACAGGGCUGGACCGGGAAACCCUGCAGGAGAAUUUGGAGAAUCUUAUGGACAUCCAUGUCUUCCACCGACGGCGGCCCCCAAUGUCCACACCAUGUGCCUUGGAGAAUGGUGGCUGCAGCCAUCUGUGUCUUCGGUCCCCAAAUCCAAAUGGCUUCAGCUGUACCUGCCCUACAGGUAUCAACCUGAUGACUGAUGGCAAGACAUGUUCACCCGGCAUGAAUAGUUUCCUCAUCUUCGCCAGGAGGAUAGAUAUACGCAUGGUCUCCUUGGACAUCCCUUACUUCGCCGAUGUGGUGGUACCUAUCAAUAUCACCAUGAAGAACACCAUUGCCAUUGGCGUGGAUCCCCGGGAAGGAAAAGUGUACUGGUCAGACAGCACACUGCAUAGGAUCAGCUGUGCCUAUCUGGAUGGCUCACAGCAUGAGGACAUCAUCACCACAGGGCUGCAGACCACAGAUGGGCUCGCAGUGGAUGCCAUUGGCCGGAAAGUGUAUUGGACAGACACCGGAACCAACCGGAUUGAAGUGGGCAACCUGGAUGGUUCCAUGCGGAAAGUGUUGGUGUGGCAGAACCUUGACAGCCCCCGGGCCAUUGUACUGUAUCAUGAGAUGGGGUUCAUGUACUGGACAGACUGGGGGGAGAACGCCAAGUUAGAGAGAUCUGGAAUGGAUGGCUCUAAUCGGAGCGUGCUCAUCAACAACAACCUGGGAUGGCCCAAUGGACUGACUGUGGACAAGGCCAACUCCCAAUUGCUCUGGGCUGAUGCACACACCGAGCGAAUUGAGGCCACCGACCUGAAUGGUGCCAAUCGUCAUACACUGGUGUCACCUGUGCAGCACCCUUAUGGCCUUACCCUGCUCAAAUCCUAUAUCUACUGGACUGACUGGCAGACCCGUAGCAUCCACCGUGCCGACAAGAGUACGGGCAGCAAUGUCAUCCUGGUGAGGUCCAACCUGCCAGGUCUCAUGGACAUCCAGGCUGUGGACCGGGCACAGCCACUGGGUUUUAACAAGUGUGGCUUGAGAAACGGUGGCUGCUCCCACCUCUGCUUGCCACGGCCCUCUGGCUUCUCCUGUGCCUGCCCUACUGGCAUCCAGCUGAAGGGAGAUGGGAAGACCUGCAAUCCCUCUCCUGAGACCUAUCUGCUCUUCUCCAGCCGAGGCUCCAUCCGGCGAAUCUCCCUGGACACCAGCGACCACACAGAUGUGCACGUACCUGUUCCUGAGCUCAACAAUGUUAUCUCCCUAGACUAUGACAGUGUGGAUGGAAAGGUGUAUUACACGGACGUGUUCCUGGAUGUUAUCAGGAGAGCAGACCUGAAUGGCAGCAAUAUGGAGACAGUGAUUGGGCAUGGGCUGAAGACCACUGAUGGGCUGGCAGUGGACUGGGUGGCCAGGAAUCUGUAUUGGACAGACACAGGCCGAAAUACCAUUGAAGCAUCAAGGCUCGAUGGUUCCUGCCGCAAAGUGCUGAUCAACAACAGCCUGGAUGAGCCUCGGGCCAUUGCUGUUUUCCCCAGGAAGGGGUACCUCUUCUGGACAGAUUGGGGCCAUAUUGCCAAGAUUGAGCGGGCGAAUAUGGACGGCUCUGAACGGAAGGUCCUCAUCAACACAGACCUGGGUUGGCCCAAUGGACUUACCCUGGACUAUGAUACUCGCAGGAUCUACUGGGUAGAUGCACAUCUGGACCGGAUUGAGAGCGCUGACCUCAAUGGGAAGCUACGGCAGGUCUUGGUCAGCCACGUAUCCCACCCCUUUGCUCUCACUCAGCAGGACAGGUGGAUCUACUGGACAGACUGGCAGACCAAGUCGGUCCAGCGUGUUGACAAGUACUCCGGCCGGAGCAAAGAGACAGUAUUGGCAAACGUGGAAGGACUCAUGGAUAUCAUCGUGGUUUCCCCUCAACGACAGACAGGGACAAAUGCCUGUAGCAUGAACAAUGGUGGCUGCACCCACCUCUGCUUUGCUAGAGCCUCAGACUUUGUGUGUGCCUGUCCUGAUGAGCCUGAUGGCCGACCCUGCUCCCUUGUACCUGGCCUGGUGCCCCCAGUUCCCAAGGCUACCAGCAUGAAUGAACGGAACCCACUGUUCCGAAACACAUUACCUACCACCUUGCGUUCUUCUACCACCAGAACACACACAUCUCUGGAGGAGCUGGAAGGAAGAUGCUCUGAAAAUGAUGCCCAGCUCGGCCUCUGUGCACAUUCCAAUGAGGCCAUACCUGCUGCUCCAGGGGAAGGACUUCGUGUCAGCUAUGUCAUCAGUGGACUCCUUAGUAUUCUGCUGAUUUUGGUGGUGAUUGCAGCUUUGAUGCUGUACAGACACAAAAAAUCUAAGUUAACUGAUCCUGGAAUCAGGAACCUGACCUACAGCAACCCCUCCUACCGAACUUCCACUCAGGAAGUGAAAAUUGAAGCAAUCCCAAAACCAGCCAUGUACAAUCAACUGUGCUAUAGAAAAGAGGGUGGGCCUGACCGUAACCACACUAAGGAGAAGAUCAAGAUUGUAGAGGGAAUCUGCCUCCUGUCUGGGGAUGAUGUUGAGUGGGAUGACCUGAAGCAGCUGCGCAGCUCCCGGGGAGGCCUUCUUCGGGAUCAUGUGUGCAUGAAGACAGACACAGUAUCCAUCCAGGCCAGCUCUGGCUCCCUGGACGACACGGAGAUGGAGCAGCUGUUGCAGGAAGAGCAGUCUGAGUGUAGCAGUGUCCAUACCACAGCCACUCCUGAAAGACGAGGCUCUCUGCCAGACACGGGCUGGAAACAUGAACGCAAGCUCUCCUCAGAGAGCCAGGUCUAAAUGCCCAUGUUCUCUUCCUUCCCUGCCCAUUCCUUCUCCUUUAUGGACUUCCAGUCCUUGUGCUCAUAACGGGCCCCCUUCCUAUGUGCUCAUACUUCUCCUCCUCCUCCCAUCCCAUAACUGCUCCCAAGUCCCCCAUGGGAGCUAUGUCCACCUGAGUUCGUAACUACCUGUGCAUGAGAAAUGGUGAUGCAUCCCAUGAAUUUAGACCUGGAUUACCAUGAACCUCAUCUCUUGCGCUCCAUCCUGAGCCCCUGAAACUAGGCUCACUAAUGACUCCUCGUCAGUACAGAGCUCCAGCUCCCCUUCCCCUGGUACCCUCAGUGCCUGCCCCCCCAAGAGUUGAUGAUUUAAGACUGCACUCUCCCUCAUCCUAGCUGGCCUGACCAUUUAUCUGAGAGAACUUGUCCACUGGGGACUGGGGCAGGGAGUCAAGGGUAAAGAGAGAUGAAGGAUAGAGGCUGAGAGGAGAAGGAAGAGUCAGCCCAGCUGGGAUGGGCAUCUGGGAAAACUCCAGCCUCAAGUGUGUUAGCAAUAUAAAAAAGCUUUUAGGGGUGUCCAUUGCUGGCAAUGGAUGUUGUUCUCAUCCUAAGAGUCACUUUUUUUCAGCUGCAGAUGCUGAGAUCUGGGUGUGGCUCAAGCUGUUCUUCUGAAAGUCUGGAACCUUGGCUACCUUCAGAUGGCUGAAGGUCCCUAUCUCACGGCAGCUGGCUAAUACAAAUUCCCUCCUAAGUAACCAGGUUAUGAACCAAUGGCUCAAGUGAAUGUGGGGCCCUGAGGGCUGAGUCUCUGCAAUGUCUAAACAGCGCUGCCAAGACCAAGGAUAGCAUAUCACCUGAACUGUAAUGUUCUGCCUCUCUCUCCCUCCUCAUUCUCUGGGAUUCUGAGUGUAGAGACCCUGAAACAACUUUUCAAAGAAGUGUCAGGAGUUUUCAUAAAUGAUCAGGAAAGGCAAUUGGGUUAGAAACCUGGGACAACUAGGGCCUAAAAAGAAGUAUUAAUGAGGUUGAACCUCCUGUGUUCUCUCUCAAGUGCUUAGGGAUCUAAGUUAGUGGAGAGAGAGCCUGUGGCUCUGGGGUGGUGGAGUACCCAUUCCAACUCUCUUCCCAGCUAAGUGACACUUUCCAUGCUGAGCUGACAUCACUGGGUUCGUGCCCAUUUGCGCAAAGGGCAUGACUCAUGCUAGUGUCAGGGGAGUUGAGACUUUUUGCUGUCUGAAAACUUGUACCUAGCUCUCCUUCUCUUUAUUUUUAUGUUUUUAAUUUUUUUGGUCUAAUUUGCUUUCUCUGACAUGGACUUGUGGCACCUGGAGGGCUAAAUUCAAGAUGCAAAGUCAAGGCAAGAAAUGGAAAGGCAGAGCCACUGAUGAAGCCUUCUUAGCCCAAGAUAGAUCCAGACCUCUUCUACCCAGGAGUUAGAAAUGAUAGGAGAAGACAACAGGGACUAAGAAUGGUAGUGAGGACUUCUAGGGGAAGGUUGCUGAUUUGCAACAUCUCCUGGUUUUGAGAAAUCAGCUGCCAAACGUGACUGAAAAAGGAGGAUAAGACCACCCCUUUUCUAGUUAGUUCUCAGACUGCUAGAGACAGGUGCCAAGCCCUUAGCCCUGCUCUCAAUAGCCAGCCCAAAGUCUGGGCCCACACAGGACGGCCAGGCCAAGAUGGCUUUUCUAGUACAUGAAGUGGGAAAGGUGAGGUGUGACUCCUAGGAUGAAAGGACAUUCCACACUUGUUGGGGCAAUAAGGGAAGGAGCCCUGUGGGUCCUCAGACCCAUAGCUGGUGGUGGGGAGAAAAGUGACAUUUUCUUGAUUGCAAAGGGGGCAGGAUCUUAUUGCACUUGAGCUGUUCAGAAUGUAGAAAGGACAUAAUUGAAGAACUCUCUAUUUUAGCACUGAUUUACUAUGUAAAAAGCAAAAUCUCUCUGUUCUAAACUAAUGGAAAUGAUUCUCCCGCACUCAUGUGUAAUGGUUUUAACGUUACUGGAGAGAUUGGGCUUCCUGGAAUUAUUUAACCACUAUGUUCAGUAUUUUAGGAUUUUAUGAUAAUUUAAUAUAAAUUUAGCUUUUCUUAAUCA